AAAAUGCUGAAAACACUAGCGAAGCGAGGGACACUCAGCCUUCUAGGGAGUAGAACAGUGGCUGUACUACCACGUAGAGCUCGUAGUUUGGCUACUGUCGCUGUCGGCGACUCACCUUCAACGUCCCCAAACAGCAUUUUCGCACCUCUCGAUACAUUCACAAGACGCCAUGUUGGACCCAGGAGUGCGGAUAUCGACGCUAUGCUCGCUAGCGUCGGCUACGACAGCCUUGAAGCAUUUGUCGCCGACGCCGUGCCUAGCAACAUUCGCAUAGAAGAAACUAUCAACGAUGAAGCUAUCCCGCCUUUGUCUGAAUCUGAGUUGUUAGCCAGAGCGAAGGAAUUGGGUAGCCAGAAUAAACUAUUCAAAUCCUGGAUUGGUAUGGGUUAUCAUAAUGCCGUUACACCCCCAGUUAUACUUAGAAAUAUCACUGAAAACCCUGCCUGGUAUACUAGCUACACACCUUAUCAGCCAGAAAUAUCGCAGGGAAGGUUAGAAUCUCUUCUCAAUUACCAGACAAUGGUUUCAUCCCUCACUGGUAUGGACAUAGCAAAUGCUUCUCUUUUAGAUGAGGCAACUGCAGCAGCCGAGGGUAUGGUGUUGGCAUUUGGAAAUGCAAAGGGAAGCAAGCGCACUUUUGUGGUCGAUAAUGGUGUUCUCCCUCAAACCCUUGCUGUUUUGCACACUCGCGCUAAGGGUCUCAAUAUAAAUGUUGUCAAGGGCGACGUCAAACAGUUAUUAGAAAAUAAUGAAAUCCGAGAUGACCUUGUUGGUGCGCUCUUCCAAUAUCCUAACAUUGACGGUGCAAUUGAGAACUAUUCAUCGUUAGUUGAUGACAUCCAUAGUCUCAAAGGAUUGGUCGUCUGUGCUACAGAUCUGCUAGCUCUCACUAUGCUUAAGCCUCCUGGUGAAUUUGGCGCGGACAUUUGUGUUGGUAAUUCCGCAAGAUUUGGUGUUCCAUUAGGUUACGGUGGUCCACAUGCUGCGUUCUUUGCUUGUUCAGAUGCCCUCAAGCGUAAAAUGCCAGGUAGAUUGAUUGGUGUUUCAAAAGAUUCAGAUGGGAAGAUAGCCUACAGAUUGGCUUUGCAAACGAGAGAGCAACAUAUUAGGCGUGACAAGGCUACCUCUAACAUUUGUACCGCUCAAGCCUUGUUGGCAAAUAUGGCAGCCAUGUAUGCCGUCUAUCAUGGUCCUCAAGGUUUACGUCAAAUCGCUGCGAAAGUACACGCCCUCACUCGCGUCCUCAAAGCUGGUAUCGAAAGAGAGGGCUACGUUGUCAAGAAUAAAGACAGCUUCUUCGAUACUCUCACAAUAGAGGUUGCCUCAGCUGAGGCCACCCAUGCAUCUGCAUUAGCCAAUGGUGUCAACUUGAGACGUAUUGAUGAGCACACCCUGGGUGUAACUCUAGAUGAGAGCGCUACAGAAAGGGAUAUACUCACUCUCAUGGAGAUCUUCUCCCAAUCGAGAGCCCAAAGAGGAUUAGAAGCCUCACAGGCCGCCAAAGAUCUCACUAGACCCCAAGUACUAGAGGAGAUUGCUCUUAAUAUGAACCUUAAUAGAGAUACACUUCCUACACUAGAGAUCGUCUCGGAGAAAGAGCUGCAAAGGACUAGUAAGUAUCUCCAACAUGAUACAUUCAACAAGCACCAAUCAGAGACUGAGUUACUGAGAUACAUCUACCACCUUCAAAACAAAGAUCUCUCACUGGUCCAUAAUAUGAUCCCUCUUGGUAGCUGCACGAUGAAGUUGAAUUCUACCAGCUCAAUGAUUCCAUUUACCCAACCUGAAUGGGCGAAUGUACAUCCAUUUGUACCAAUUGAUCAGGCGCAGGGAUACAGCAAAAUGAUCAGAGAACUUGAGGAUGACUUGGCUGCUAUUACAGGCUUUAGUGCUACUUCAUUACAACCAAAUAGUGGUGCACAGGGUGAAUUUGCUGGCCUUUCAGUUAUUAAAGCAUACCAUGAAAGCCGAGGUGAUGGAGAAAAAAGAAACAUUUGUUUAAUUCCAAUUUCUGCGCAUGGUACAAACCCAGCAUCGGCUGUUUUGGCAGGUAUGAAGGUUGUCCCAAUCAAGACACUCAAAGAUGGUAGAUUAGAUUUGGAAGAUCUCAAUGCUAAGGCUGUACAACAUAGGGACAAUUUGGCAGCUUUCAUGGUCACUUACCCAUCCACAUUCGGUGUAUUCGAAGAGGGCGUGCAAGACGCUUGCAAGAUUGUCCACGAUAAUGGUGGACAAGUUUACCUCGAUGGUGCAAACCUCAAUGCGCAAGUUGGAUUAACGAAUCCAGCUACUUGCGGUGGUGACGUUUGUCAUUUGAAUUUACACAAAACAUUUUCAAUUCCACAUGGUGGAGGUGGUCCAGGAGUAGGACCAAUUUGUGUGGCCGAGCAUCUUGUCAAUUUCCUCCCUGGACACCCUCUGUCUCCUCACGGAACAUCUUCAUCACUGACUCCAAUAAGCGCAGCUCCGCAGGGCAGUGCGUCUAUAUUGACGAUUAGUUGGGCAUACAUCAAGAUGCUUGGUGGUAAGGGACUCACAGAUUCAUCCAUGCUUGCGCUCCUCAAUGCAAACUACAUCAAGAGCCGUCUUGAGAAGCAUUUCAAUGUACGUUUCGUGAACUCCAAGGACAAAGUAGCACAUGAGUUGCUACUCGAUUUGGCUAAUUUCGAAGAAGUUGGUUUGAAAGUCAUGGAUUUCGCAAAACGUUUACAAGAUUUCGGGGUACACCCACCUACUUGCUCAUGGCCAAUUACUUCAGCCAUGUUGAUUGAGCCUACUGAAUCGGAAAACAAGGAGACUUUGGAUAGGUUCAUUGAUGCACUUAUACACAUUAAGGGCGAAGCGGAUGAUAUUGCUUCAGGUAAAGCAGAUCGCAAUAAUAAUGUAAUUAAGAACGCACCCCAUAGUCAGGCAUCAGUCGCUUGGUCAGAUGAGAAGUGGAAUGCUAGCCGUCCAUAUUCUCGCCAAGAGGCUGUAUACCCACUUCCAUAUCUCUAUGAGAGUAAGUUCUGGCCAGCUGUUGGCAGAGUUGAUGACGCAUACGGUGAUAGGAAUCUCACCUGUAGUUGUCCAUCAGUGGAGGAAAUGGCUGAGUAGAGUGCUUGUUGCACCACCUAUUGUGCUUUUAACACAGUACAAUGUUUAAACCUCAACGGUUUUCUUAUUUUCUUUUUUUAGGUAUUAUUAGAUAACGACAUAUUACAAUUUCUCAUUUGAGCUAACGAAAAAUCGCAUGUCAUAGCAUUCAACUGUAUUUUAGAGUUAUUUC
Molecule: messenger RNA, 3268 nt
Organism: Wallemia mellicola CBS 633.66
Lineage: Eukaryota; Fungi; Basidiomycota; Wallemiomycetes; Wallemiales; Wallemiaceae
Product: glycine dehydrogenase
Exons: 6
Coding region: 4-3096 (1030 amino acids)
Biological process (GO): glycine decarboxylation via glycine cleavage system
Cellular component (GO): glycine cleavage complex; mitochondrion
Molecular function (GO): pyridoxal phosphate binding; glycine binding; glycine dehydrogenase (decarboxylating) activity
Source: RefSeq, a predicted model, not a curated record